AUGAAAUGUGUCACAUAUAAUCUAUCUAUCUAUCUAUCUAUCUAUCUAUCUAUCUAUCUAUCAUGGUUUUUUACAAAAUUCUUUCUUUCUUUUUUGUUCGUUUGUUAUUCUCUUCAUUUUUUUUGUUUAUUUUUUCAUAAAUUUUAUUUUUCUCUCUUUUUAUUUUGUGCUCAGUUUUUCUUUUUCCAUUUUUCUUUCUUUUUGAUUUCCUUCCUCUUCUUUCUUUUUAUUCAAUUUUGUUUCUUUUCUUUCAUCAGUUUGGUUUCUAGCAUUUUAUUUUAUCAUUUCAUUUUCUUCUUUUUCUUCCUUUUAAAUUUCUUUCUUCCUUUUUCCUUUUACCCAUUUUUCUUUUAUUUUUUUGUUUGUUAUCUUUAUUUUUUUUUUCAUUAUUUUUCUUCUUUCUUUUUAUCAAAUUUUUUUUAUUUCUUACUCAUUUUCUUUUUCUUAUUUUUUCUUUUUGUUUUCCUUCAUUUUUUAUCAUUUUUUCUUCUUUUCAUUAAUCUUCUUUUAAGUUUUAUUGUUUUUAUCUUUUUCUCCUAUUAUUACUUUUUUCUUCCUCUUUUUCUUUCAAUUUUUUUCUUUUUUAUUUUCAUCAAUUUCCUUCUUCUGCCAUUUUCAUUCUUUACUCUCUUUUCUAUUUAUUUCUUUUUUAUUCUCUUUUCUUUCUUUCUUUUCCUUCCUUCUUUCUAUUUCUUAAUUUCCCUUGAUUUUUCUAUUCUCUUUUUCAUUAUUUUCAUUUUUUUAUCAUUUUUAUUAAUUUUCUUUUCAUUAACUUUUGUUUUUUAUUGUUUUCUUCUCUAUUUUUUCUCUUUUCUAUUUUCUUCUUUUUUAUUUUUUGUCCUUUUUCUUACAUAUUUUUUGUUUACAACUUUCUUCAUUUCUUUUAAAAAAAUUUCUUUCUUUAUUUCUUUCUUGCAUUUUACAUUUUUUUUUAAUUUAAUUUUUCUUUUUUUUCCUUUUAAGUUUUUCAUCUUCUCUUCUUCCUUUCACAUUCAUAUAUUUUAUCCCCACUUUUCUUUCUUUCACUCUCAGAAAAAACUCUCUCUCUCCCCAAUCCCUUCCCUUGUGAUCUACUUUUUCUUCUCUCUCUUUACUAUCACUUUCUUUCUCUCACAUCCAUUCUCCUUCUCUCUUGACAUAACAUACUUUUUCUUCUUCAGUCUCUCUCGUCUAUCAUUUUAA
Molecule: messenger RNA, 1182 nt
Organism: Acanthosepion pharaonis
Lineage: Eukaryota; Metazoa; Mollusca; Cephalopoda; Sepiida; Sepiidae
Source: the annotation of a GenBank genome assembly